AUACUGCGCGUUCAGGCAGAAUGUAGUUGACUCUUUCCUUUGAAGAAUCAACGCGCUGUUCGCAUAAACAAAGUGUCAUAGCCAGUCAAGUAGAUAUUAUUGUUCAAGUAAAAAUUCCUUCGAGAUCAGUAUGGAUUUCGACCGCGUUCUUGAGAAGUGUGGAAACUUUGGGCGGUUCCAGUUUGUCCUACUUAUCCUCUACGGCUACACGAAUAUUCUCAGCUCUUUGCACUAUUUUUCACAGACCCUCAUCACUUUUACACCAGAGCAUUGGUGUUCCCAUGAUGACUUAAUGGGCUUGAGUGCUGAGGAGCUGCGAUCCAUUUACUCCAAUGUUUCGCACUCCUCCUGCACUCUUCUGUCGGAGGUGAUCAAUGGCACAGGGGUGGCCUCUCAAGGGGAGACCUGCAACGAUUGGAUCUUCGAGCGGGAGAACGGCUACGAAAGUCUAACCACGGAGCUCAAGUGGGUCUGCGAUAAGUCCCACCAGCCAGCGGUGGGUCAGUCCUUCUUUUCUGGGUCCGUGGUGGGCACCAUUUCCUUCGGAUUUCUUUCGGAUCGUAUCGGCAGACUGCCCGCCAUGCUGAUGGCAAGCUUAUCUGGUGCAACUGGAGACUUUAUUACCUCCUUUGUGCACACGCUACCCUGGUUCGCCUUCUCCAGAUUCGUGUCGGGAUUAUCCACGGAUACCAUGUACUACCUUAUGUACAUCUUGGUCUUCGAGUACUUGAGUCCCAAGCGUCGCACCUUUGGUCUGAACAUCAUCCUUGCAGUAUUCUACUGCUUUGGACUGAUGACCUCGCCGUGGAUCGCCAUGUGGAUUGGCAACUGGCGUCGCUACCUCUGGCUGGCAUCUCUGCCAGCUCUGGGUGUCCUUAUAUACCCACUCCUGAUCUGCGAAAGUGCCCAGUGGCUGCUGACCAAGAAGAAGUACGAUGAGGCGGUGGCCUGCCUGAAGAAGGUGGCCAAGUUCAAUGGUCGCCAGGUGGAGGACUCCGUGUUCGACGAGUUCGUGAAGCACUACCGCGAGAAGAUGAACGAGGAGAGCAAGGUGAACAAGCAGAUGGACACUUUCCUGGGGAUGUUUAAGACCCCCAGACUACGCCGCUUCACCACCACUCUCCUGGUUAAAUCGGUGAUAAUUACGCUCUCCUACGAUGUGAUCAACAGAAACAUGGAGGGUCUGGGCUCUUCACCUUUUAAGCUGUUCUCACUGACCUCCAGUGUCUACCUGCCCGCGGGAUUCACCAUCUUGCUGCUGCAGAACAAAAUCGGUCGCAAGGGCAUGGCCUGUGGUGCGCUUAUAGUAGGUGCGAUUAUCACCGCCGCCACAGGAUUCCUGAUUGCCGUACUGGAUCCUAAGGAGAACGCCAUCGUGCUGGCUUUGAUGGUGGCUCUGGGUCGAUUUGGCUCCACUGUUUCCUACGAUGCGGAGAUCCAAUAUGCGGCAGAGAUCAUUCCCACCAGUGUGAGGGGACAGGCGGUCUCCAACAUCCAUGUGGUGGGACUGGCCUCCAGCUCACUGGCGUUCUACGUGAUCUACCUCGCACAGUACUACAAGCCCCUUCCCUCGAUCUUCAUCAGUGUUCUGAUGUUUCUGGGCGCUUUACUCUGCCUGACCCUUCCUGAAACUCUGCACAAGAAACUCCCCGAAACCCUGGCCGAUGGCGAGAAGUUCGCAAUGAACGAGAGCUGCCUGUACUUCCCAUGCUUACACAAACGCCGCGAAAGUCUGACCAAGCAUGCGGACCCCAAGUCUGAACCCUAGAGAACGAUGAACCUGAAAGCUGACUACUGGUGAACCUGCUAGCCACUUAACCUGAUGAUGGGCCAACGGAACGUUGACUCCUGUAACCGAAUGGUCUGAUAGUUAUUACUCAUGUGAAGGAUGCAUAGUAAUUGAACGAAAACCGUUGUUUAGAAUACAUUUAUCUAACCUAUAUAUCCAAAACAGAACUGGUCUAAAUAUACGAUGUACUCCUCUUCUUUCACAAUAAAUUUAUCAAUAUCUAUAAAA
Molecule: messenger RNA, 2017 nt
Organism: Drosophila suzukii
Lineage: Eukaryota; Metazoa; Arthropoda; Insecta; Diptera; Drosophilidae
Product: organic cation transporter-like protein
Biological process (GO): transmembrane transport
Cellular component (GO): membrane
Molecular function (GO): transmembrane transporter activity
Source: RefSeq, a predicted model, not a curated record